Petromyzon marinus (sea lamprey) is the source of this 3174-nucleotide messenger RNA. RefSeq names its product HEN methyltransferase 1 (gene HENMT1). Gene Ontology annotation, biological process: RNA methylation; siRNA processing; piRNA processing. Gene Ontology annotation, molecular function: RNA methyltransferase activity; O-methyltransferase activity. Gene Ontology annotation, cellular component: cytoplasm; nucleus. The record is from RefSeq and is a predicted model, not a curated record. Lineage: Eukaryota; Metazoa; Chordata; Hyperoartia; Petromyzontiformes; Petromyzontidae.
ACACACACACCACCACACACACACUUAGCCACCCCGUAGCAGCUGACUCAACCUACAAUGCAUUAUUCCCGGACCGGUGUGCAAAAGCUGUGGCUCGUUGUCGUGUGCCGAACAACCAUCGUUCUUCACGUUGUUGUUGUUGUCAUCAUCUGUGAUCAACUGUUAACGUGAUAACAGUGCGUCGCAACGAUUCUCAAGGCACACGUUUUGUUGCUUUACCCCCAACUGGGCUGGUUGUGUUUAUGAAUGAAGAGCGGGCAACCCGACUUGGCGUUUGAACACCAUGAGUGUGCACAAUGAGCUCAACACAAGUCUCCGGAUUCCUCUUGAAGAUCAACGAGACGAAGUGCCGCAGAGGCCAGCGACUGCGAUGGAUGCCGGCCAUGGGCAGGGAGCCGGGCCAGCAUGGCCUCAAGACAAGCCUCUCUUCACCCCCCCUCUCUACAAGCAGCGCUACGAGGCCAUCGUGCAGCUCGUCAAGAAAUACAGGCCGCGAAGAAUGGCUGAUUUUGGCUGCUCUGAAUGCAAACUGCUUCAGAUAAUCAAAUGGGAGCCCUACGUGGAAGAGUUGGCUGGCGUGGACAUUGACAGAGGCGUAUUGAUUCAUAACUCGCACACGCUGCAACCUCUUCCGUGCGACUACCUCAUACCCAGGGACAACCGCCUCACCGUCAGGCUCUACCACGGCUCCGUGGCAGACAGGGAUCCCAGUUUGUGUGGCUACGACUUUGUCAGCUGCGUCGAACUGAUAGAGCACCUGGACUCAGAAGUGCUGGCUGCACUGCCCGGGGUGCUGUUGGGCCACGUGUCCCCUCAGGUGGCCGUCAUCACCACACCCAACGUGGAGUUCAAUGUGCUGCUGCCUGGCCUAAAAGGGCUCCGGCACUGGGACCAUCGCUUUGAGUGGACGAGGGGACAGUUCCAGGCAUGGUGCACGGAUGUGGCGCGGACGUACGGGUACAGCGUCUAUUUCAGUGGCGUCGGUCUGGGGCCUCCGGGCCACCACCACCUGGGCUUCUGCUCUCAGAUGGCCAUCUUUGAGAAGGCCAACCCGUGGUUGGGAAGCCUUCAUCGCACCGUUAAAGACACCGGAGGUCGCUACGAGCUGGUGUUCGAGUUUGUGUUCCCGACCUUGCAGGACAAGCAUUGCAGAGACACGAUGCUGCUGUUUGAGGUGAAGUUCCUCGUAGACGGAGCUGUGCGGCGAUACCAGGAAGAGCGCGACGAUUUCUGCGGAGGCAACGCCACUCCCGCCGGCGGAAGUCCCACGUUCCCGUCACCGCCAACGAGCUGUGCCGUGUCCCCUAACUCCGACUCGGAGGCCUUUCCCCGGUGCUCCAGCUCAGGAAACGAAACUCAACCCGACGGCGCCGUGUCGCGCCACGCUCGAGGCUGGCCUCCAGUGAGGCAGACGGCCAUCAAAGCUUCGUUUAACGGUACACAGAUCCUGAUAGACUUGGCCAUGAUUUACAUCUCGGAUAAGGUGCAGAAGCUGUGCAGCUCUGUGGAGCAACUGCGGGAGGUUAUCAAGUCCAGCAGCACCUUCCAGCUCAGCCAUGACGAGACGGCCAUCGUGUGCCAUUUGCCAGAGAACCAAGAGCUGGACUGGGAGAGACGUUAUUCAUAAGUCGAGAUGGCAAGCUGCAGUCCGCUAUGUUUCUCCAGCAGUCUUUGUCCAGCAGUUCAACUGAAACAGCAAUGAGAAGUGAACAUUACCUCAUUUACACGUUGAGAUCGGUAUAAAUGGAGACACCAUCACUGGAGAGGAGUUGACAACCCGUUUUGAAAGUACUGGACUUUGGUCAUGUUUUGAGUUCAUCUCGGAGUGGAUGUGGCACUUGGGUUAAUGAUAAUGGGCCAGUAUACAGAUUCAGAUACAUCUUAGAGCUAUGCAUUAACAGUCACUCCAAUGAGGUACUGUGCUAAAAAAUAUAUUUGUAAACCUGUUAGGUCACCUGUUGUGCAGAUAUUUAGCACGUGAUAAAGAUGUUGACAAUUAAAUGUCUUAAUGAUUUUUAAGAUGCUUAACGAAAUUAACUUUUAUUUUAAUGGCAAAAAUAUUACAUUGUUGGUAGAUUUUCUGGCAAUAUUUUUUUUGUUUGACAUUGGAAGGCGAGUUCUGCAACUCAAGUCAUGUUAACUUUCCAUUUUAUCAUCCAUGGUCCUAUUUAAGAGCUAAUCCAGACGUUAUGACAGCAUCAGAUCUCUUUAAAACAUAUUAGGCUUCGUUUUGCAGACGGGAGAAUAAUACCUUGCCUUCAGAAGUUAGUCACUGUAGUAAGUGCAUUUUGUCCGAGUUGGUUGAAGAUUUCGACCUUCAAAAAAAUAAUGAAAAGUUGUUACGGACUUCUACACUUCUAUUUUCUCAAAAUCAUUAAAGCAAAAGCAGCAUUUCUAACAAUGUCUUUUUUAUGUUAUAAACUACACUACACACGGAUUUACUAAAAUAGUGCCCCCCCCCUUCGAUUGUAUAAGAUUGACAGCUCAGGUGUGGGAUUUGACUUCUUGGCCACGGCAGUAUGCAGAGACGUCCCGAGGGUACGGCACAUCGGGGGCAGCCGCCCUGGGCCCCACACUUGGGGGGGGGGGGGCACGUUUCGACAUUACGGUGUCAGAUGUAAUACUUUCGGUUUGGUUGUAUGAAUGGCACUGGCAGUAGGCAAUCGGCCUGGUAAUUCUUGAAAAGGUUAAUCUAAUCUUCACAUAACUCAUGCCAGACUUACCCAGACCCAUGGCCGACAUGGCCUGGGAAGGCCUUCAUCCAGCAGUGGACGGGGAUCCAGUGGACAAAGGUCUUAGUACGAAUGCCACUUAUGACUGUUGCUGCACAACUUGGGUUACUCGGAAUACCGCAUCACAAAAACAAUAGCUGCAAUCAACUCUUCAUGCACACAAACAGGUGGAAGGCAAUAAAUCCAAGACACAAAAGUGAAAAUUCUAAAUGUUUUAUACAAAAAAAAGGGAAACACGUUGACCUUUGGAAACGUACACUAACAUGCCGAUGCAUUUUGGACCAUGCAAGAAUGCUCUUCUAAACACAAGGGAAUAAGUUCCAUUUUUCUUGUUCGCAAAAAUAACACUCAUAAAGAACCGACACUGGCAAUGCUUCACUAUGGCACGAUGAAAGGUGCAACACGCAUUAACAUGAACAUUUCAAAACACUUUACGCGAGCA